Molecule: messenger RNA, 1050 nt
Organism: Photinus pyralis (common eastern firefly)
Lineage: Eukaryota; Metazoa; Arthropoda; Insecta; Coleoptera; Lampyridae
Product: chymotrypsin-1-like
Exons: 3
Coding region: 241-1008 (255 amino acids)
Biological process (GO): proteolysis
Molecular function (GO): serine-type endopeptidase activity
Source: RefSeq, a predicted model, not a curated record
ACGUGAUCGGUUUCAAUAAGAUGGCGGGCGAAUUUUGCAAGGUGUGGUUGUCGAAUUCGGCGCAAAUAUAUACAUUUCGCAACGGAUGUUAAUGUAGUAGCACAGAUAUACGUUACUGUGCUAUUAUCAAACAAAAAUUGUUAGAAAGGCAAAUUUCAAAGUAAACAUACUAUCAAAAUCGUAUAUAAGAGCAAAAUUGAAUGUCCAGGGCCUAGUGUGAAUCUAUCCAUUCAUUUCCACAUGAACGCUGGUCUGCUACUUCUAUUCGUUUCGGGCACUUUAGGUGCGGUUUCUCCACUUAACUAUCUGUUUGGAACAGUUCCCAAAGUCGGGUACGAAUGGAGGAUCGUUGGUGGUAGUGAUGCACCAGAAGGAGCGUAUCCUUACCAAGUCUCACUGAGAAACUUAGGGAACCAUGAGUGUGGUGGUUCCAUCAUUGACGCGACUACGGUUAUGACCGCCGCACAAUGCGUCACUGGAUCCAGUCCGAGUUUCCUGCGCGUUGUAGUAGGUUCGAAUAAACUCAACUCAGGAGGUAUUGCAUACGAAAUCGAAUCGAUCAGGGCCCACACCGGAUACGACUCGUGGCGCUUGACAAAUGACAUCGCCCUUUUAAAGUUGAAAACUCCCAUUUCAUUUACGGAUAAAGUGAAAGCCGUCGAUUUGGAAACUGAAUACCUCGGUGCCGACGUCGACUGUGUUUUGAGUGGAUGGGGAGUGUUAAAGGUUGGUGGACGAGUUCCAAACAAACUCCAACACAUCGAUCUAAAGACUAUUACGAAUGAAUAUUGCGCCAAACUUCUCUUUCGUAGCUUCAUCGAUCGCACGCAUGUUUGCACUUUCACUAAAUAUCGCGAGGGUGCCUGCCAUGGUGACGCUGGUGGUCCUUUAGUGACCAACAAGCAAAUUGGUAUCGUAUCCUUUGUAUACGCAUGUGCCGUUGGUUAUCCUGAUGCCUUCACCAGAGUGUCCGCCUUUACGGACUGGAUCGAAGAAAAUAGAUAUUGAGCUUCCUAAACAUAUACGCAAAAUAAAAAAUUAACUAAAAAA